This is a messenger RNA of Myotis daubentonii (Daubenton's bat), 1693 nucleotides long. It is a transcript of the gene ABHD17A, whose product is annotated as abhydrolase domain containing 17A, depalmitoylase. Gene Ontology annotation, molecular function: palmitoyl-(protein) hydrolase activity. NCBI's taxonomy places the organism in Eukaryota, Metazoa, Chordata, Mammalia, Chiroptera, Vespertilionidae. Gene Ontology annotation, biological process: protein depalmitoylation; regulation of postsynapse organization. The record is from RefSeq and is a predicted model, not a curated record. Gene Ontology annotation, cellular component: plasma membrane; endosome membrane.
ACAGUCUCUAACCCCGGUCCCGGAUUCCUCCGGGGCUCCCUGUUCCCCGCACAAUGAAGUCCAGUAUCUGCAGCCGAGCUCACGGGCGCGGCCUGGCCCUGGCCUUCUCCGGGGCCCCUCUGCUCGCCUCUUCGUCCCAGUGCCUCCCCUAGCCAGGACCCGCGGUUCCUGGAAGGCGCCGUCACCACUGGGGUUUGCCCAUGCUCUUCCCUCUGCCCUGUCCCCUGUCCGCUGUCUCCACCGAUCAGACUGCACCUUCCAGGCAGCUUUCCUACCCUGACUGGCUGGGGCUUCCCUGUGCAGGACAUGGAGACGUGAGGCUGCAAGGCUCCCGAGGGCUCGGCUUGGACCGAGAUGGGGCUGGGCUGCUGCCUCCUAACAGGGCUCUUGUCUGGGGCAGUGGCUGGGGGUUGCCCUCCCCCCUCCCACCCGCAUCUCGGAGCAACCCUUCCCCUCUGCUGCUGAGCGAGGCCCGUCCUGGGGCCCGGUGCCCGCCAUGAACGGCCUGUCGGUGACUGAGCUCUGCUGCCUCUUCUGUUGCCCGCCCUGCCCUGGCCGCAUUGCUGCCAAGCUCGCCUUCCUGCCGCCGGAGCCCACCUACUCCCUGGUGCCUGAGCCUGAGCCCAGGCCUGGUGGGGCUGGGACCACGGCCUUGGGGACCCUGCGGGCCUCCACGGCCACCCCCAGACGUUGGAAGCUCCACCUGAUGGAGCGCUCUGAUUUCCAGUACAGCCAGCGUGAGCUGGACACUAUUGAGGUCUUCCUGACCAAGAGCAGCCGGGGCAACCGCGUUGCCUGCAUGUAUGUGCGCUGUGUGCCCGGAGCCAGGUACACAGUCCUUUUCUCACAUGGCAAUGCAGUGGACCUGGGCCAGAUGAGCAGCUUCUACAUUGGCCUGGGCACACGCAUCAACUGUAAUAUCUUCUCCUAUGACUACUCGGGCUAUGGCGUUAGCUCGGGCAGGCCCUCUGAGAAGAACCUCUAUGCCGACAUCGAUGCUGCCUGGCAGGCCUUGCGCACCAGGUACGGCAUCAGCCCAGAUAGCAUCGUCCUGUAUGGUCAGAGCAUCGGCACAGUGCCCACCGUCGACCUGGCCUCCCGCUACGAGUGCGCCGCGGUGGUGCUGCACUCCCCGCUCACCUCGGGCAUGCGUGUUGCCUUCCCAGACACCAGGAAGACCUACUGCUUUGAUGCUUUCCCCAACAUCGAGAAGGUGUCCAAGAUCACAUCGCCGGUGCUUAUCAUCCAUGGCACGGAGGACGAGGUGAUCGACUUCUCGCACGGGCUGGCGCUCUAUGAGCGCUGCCCCAAGGCCGUGGAGCCACUGUGGGUGGAGGGCGCCGGGCACAACGACAUUGAGCUCUACAGUCAGUACCUGGAGCGCCUGCGCCGCUUCAUCUCCCAGGAGCUGCCCAGCCAGCGCGCCUAGCGGAGCUGCUGCGCCCAGAGCCAAGCCAGGAACAGACCUCAGCAAUAAGGCGGCACCCCGGCCCCAGGGGCUGCAUGUGUACCCCUCGUGAGCCCCAGUUCCCCCAGGCAGCUGGCCGGCAAUGAGGUCCAAACUGCCUGCCCCUGCGUAGGGGCUGUGGACGAUGUGCAAGGGGCAGAGCCACGCUCUCCUUUUCUUUUGGAAGCAAAACAAAGGAAAAAGGUGAAAAAUUAAAGAUUAAAAAUUUUAACGUUCCUUCCCUUA